CGCGUCGGCAGACAAAAACCCGGCAGCAACCCGCCUCCAAAAGCCGAAGGAGAGCCCCGUCCGCGACGGGCACCGAGCAACUUUGAAACGUAUCGUCCACAAUCCUCCACGUCCCCCGCACCUGCCUUUUAUUGCCCCCAUCCCCAUCCCCUCCCUCCUCACCCGCUCGCGCCAGCAUCCCCAUCGCCGCCUCUCCCUUCUACAGCCUAAACCGCCGCCGCAAGAGGCAGCCGACGACGCGCCGACCAUGAAGGUGGUGCGGAACCUCGACCUGGAGCGGUACGCGGGGCGGUGGUACGAGAUCGCGUGCUUCCCGUCCACGUUCCAGCCCAAGACGGGCACCAACACACGCGCCACCUACGCGCUCAACCCGGACGGCGCCACCGUGAAGGUGCUCAACGAGACGUGGACGGAUGGCCGCCGCGGCCACAUCGAGGGCACGGCCUGGCGCGCGGACACGGGCAGCGACGAGGCCAAGCUCAAGGUCCGCUUCUUCGUGCCGCCCUUCCUCCCCGUCUUCCCCGUCACCGGCGACUACUGGGUGCUCCACGUGGACGACGACUACCAGUACGCGCUCGUCGGCCAGCCUUCUCUGAAGUACCUCUGGAUCUUGUGCAGGCAGCCGCACAUGGACGAGGGCGUGUACAACGAGCUGGUGGAGAGGGCCAAAGAGGAAGGGUACGACGUGUCGAAGCUGCGCAAGACGGCGCACCCGGACCCACCGCCGGAGAGCGAGCAGAGCCCCAGGGACGGCGGGCUGUGGUGGAUCAAGUCUAUCUUCGGCAAGUAGUCGGUGCUGCGGCGCUGUGACCGUGAAGGCGUUCAAGGAUUCGGAGCUACUGGUCGCUACUGCCAUUUACCGCGUGUACAUACAGUGCUGCUUUGAGAAAUUGAGAGAUCGAGCUAUAGUUUGAUGUUCGUUGCUGCAGCGAAUGUGCAAUUGGUGGUGAACUCUGUGUGUUGUUUGGUUGGUGCUAUCCGUUUGAAUCGAACUUUGAGUGAAUGCUUGAAUUUGUAGAAGUAUUUGUGGUGAUGUCUUGAA
Messenger RNA from Phragmites australis (common reed), 1042 nucleotides. RefSeq names its product temperature-induced lipocalin-1-like. The coding region runs from base 248 to 790 and encodes 180 amino acids. The record is from RefSeq and is a predicted model, not a curated record. NCBI's taxonomy places the organism in Eukaryota, Viridiplantae, Streptophyta, Magnoliopsida, Poales, Poaceae. The transcript is spliced from 2 exons.